Molecule: messenger RNA, 5793 nt
Organism: Hypanus sabinus (Atlantic stingray)
Lineage: Eukaryota; Metazoa; Chordata; Chondrichthyes; Myliobatiformes; Dasyatidae
Gene: usp6nl
Product: USP6 N-terminal like
Exons: 16
Coding region: 637-3312 (891 amino acids)
Source: RefSeq, a predicted model, not a curated record
AGUAAAGAAAGAAUACGUUGGACGGCGGCCAGCACCAGGUGAUAUAUGUCAUUGUCCCAGGUGUGGGUGAUGGGACACUGCCCAGUGGCCCGGAAGUAAUUGGCUGGGCAGUGGCGCACCCGCAGCGUGAGCUCCCGACAAUUGACCGGCGCUGCUCUGUCCCAGGUUGUUCUCCCGAUUGUCGUCCAACCACCGGCUCCUUAUCGGUCGCUAAUCGGAUGAAAAGCAGGGAAAAUAGCUUCUUAACCUCUCUGAAAUAACAUGUAGCGCCAGCCGCCACACGGACCGUUUCCACAGCAGCGCGUCUUUAGGAUCCAACUCGUGAAGCCGACAGAAUCGAUCUCAGAAGAUACAAAGAAAACAAAAUCUUUUAAACUUUCAUGUUAAAUUCCCCUGAAAGUUGAGCUGGGAGUUUUCCAUAUCUCAGACUGCAGUUUCCCAAAAGAUUGUGGGCUGAACCAUUCAUCCCCCGCCACUCCUGCUGCGAACCUGCUUUGCGAGAAAACAACCAGGAAGAAACAAAACACAAGUCCUUUAAACGCCGCUUUUCUUUCUGGAUUAGAAAUGGACGCAAACAUGUUAAGGGUCCCGCACAACAAACACUAGUUUUUUAACACGUCCCAAGGAAUUUUGGGCAUGAACUCCUCUCUCAAGAUAAAUAAUUGCAGAUCAGAACCAUACAUAUCUCAUGCAGAGGAAAACACCAUUAUGAAUCCAGAUGCAGAACAGGACACAACAACAAAUCUUGCCCUGGAACGUGCUGAAAUAGUAUCAAAGUAUGACAAGGGCCGGGAAGGAGCAAAGAUUGAUCCAUGGGAAGAUGCAGACUUCCAUAUUUAUAAAAUCACUGAUCGAUUUGGCUUUCUACAUGAGAAGGAGCUACCAAUGCCUGAUGCUUUAGAAGAAAGACUAAAACAAAUUGAGAUCGAAAGAACGGGAAAAUGGUUAAAAAUGUUGAAAAGCUGGGACAAGUAUAAGAACAGUGAAAAGGUGGUAAGGAGAAUUUAUAAGGGAAUCCCACUGCAACUGAGAGGGCAGGUCUGGUCAUUACUUCUGGAAAUACAAAAAAUAAAACAGGAGAAAAAUGACUUGUAUGAUAAACUUAAGAACAGAGCACGGGCAACAUCUCCUGAUAUCAGGCAGAUUGACCUCGAUGUGAACCGUACUUACAGGGACCAUAUCAUGUUCAGGGAAAGAUAUGGAGUCAAGCAGCAAGCUUUGUUCCAUGUUUUAGCAGCUUAUUCCAUGUACAACACGGAAGUAGGUUAUUGCCAGGGAAUGAGUCAGAUCACUGCACUGCUUCUUAUGUAUCUGAAUGAGGAGGAUGCCUUCUGGGCACUUGUUCGACUGCUGUCUGGUCCAAAACAUAGCAUGCAUGGUUUCUUUGUGCCUGGCUUCCCAAAACUUAUGCGGUUUCAAGAACAUCAUGACCGGAUUUUGAAGAAGUUUAUGCCAAAACUUAAACAACAUUUGGAUGCACAGGAUGUCUUUACAUCUUUGUAUACAAUGAAAUGGUUCUUUCAGUGUUUUCUGGACAGAACUCCCUUCACUCUAACACUGAGGCUAUGGGAUAUCUACAUGUUAGAAGGAGACCGGAUUCUUACAGCAAUGUCAUAUACAAUUCUUAAACUGCACAAAAAACAUAUGAUGAAAUUAGCAAUGGAAGAUUUGAUAGAGUUUCUGCAGGAAUCUCUGGCCAAGGAUUUCUUCUUUGAAGAUGACUUUGUUAUAGACCAGCUUCAGAAUUCAAUGUCUGAGCUAAAACGUAGUAAACUAGACUUGCCUCCACCAGGUAAACCUGACGAAUUUCCACAAAAAUCACUUGGCCAACUGCCUGCUGAGUGCCAUGAGCCACUGGUUCUCAAUCACAUGACCAAUGGACAGAAUAACGUAAUUAAAGGAGGACCAACAGCUUCAAGGAGAAAAGAUAAAAAGGCAUCACCAGAGAAACACCAGGAGAAACAGCCUGAUAUCAGGCCCAAGAAAAGCUCUUUGGAAAAGCCAACUGUGAAAUCCCAAAAGACAGGGUUUGUGGAAAAUCAAGGAGGCAAGGUGAAAGUCUUGCCAGAUCUUGAUGUGCUAAAGCAGCAUGGGCUGCCAUCACAGCGUGUACCAACACAUGGCAAUCCCAAACAGCUUUACAAUGCCACAGCCAACCAGAACUCAAAUGCAAAUUCAAAUGUCAGAAAGGAGUUUGCACCAAAGUGGAACAAACCUUCAGGUCAGAAAAUCUCAGAAGCUAUUUCCAAACAUUCUGCAGAUGGCAGCAGGGGCAGAACUGGAAGUUACAAUACACCAAGUUCCCAUUCUAGUCCAGAGGAGAUGGAUGUGUUUUUAGACAGGACAAAGGGACUGAUUAUUGAAGUUGAUGAGACAAAGAGAGACUCAAAUGCUUCGGAAUAUGACAAUGUUCCUGGAGUUAAUCAUGAAUAUGAGAUAUGUGCUGAGGAAAUGAUAGAAAAUAGGGAAUUGAAUAUAGCACAAAAUAACUCAUUCUCUAAAGCAGCUACAUUGAAAAAUACAAGUCUUUCAAAGAUGUCAUCUGCACAGUUUCCAAACAAGGCAGUCAGUGCCAGUGCAGGUUCUCAAGCACGGCCUGCACGGACUCAUUCUGCAUCAGUAAAUUCUAACCAAAGGUCUACAGUAAAGCGACAGCCCUCUUCUCCACCUUCCUACAAUGGUCCUCCUGAGUAUCAUGGUAACCUCCCUCAGUACUCACCAACCAGACCUAAAGGCAUGCCUGCAUCGUCACAGUACAGUUACAAUAUGUCUGGAGGCCGGCCUAGUCAUGACAAUCAGCCAUAUGUUACAAAGGUAGCACAUAUGCCAAACUAUGAAGAGGCCAGUAUGAACUCCCGCACCAUUGGUCGUCAGUUUUCUAACUCUUCACAGCCUUUCAGAACUGCAAUACCCACUUUAGAUCGCAGUGGACAAUAUGAUUCAAUAAACACAACAAAUUACGUAAGGCAUGCAGUUCUGUAUGAAGGUGCACAGCAGCAUUCACCAGAAUAUCAACACGAUUACAAAAAAUGGCAAGAGCAAUAUGAACGGCAGUGGAGCCAGGAAACUGAUACGAGGUCCAGAGGAAAUAUGCAGAGAUCACCAAGUUUCCGGAAUGCACAACAGACUCCCAUCCCUGACUUUAGCUACCCAGGUGUGCCUGUAACUGGCAGUAAUAUCUAUAAAAUUACAUCACCAUAUUCUGAUGCAUAUGUACAAACACAAUAUCCACAUUCAAGUCCGUAUGGUCCCCAGCAUUAUGGAAAUCCUCAGACUGAUAGAAGAACCAUCCCAGAAUCAGUAUUGCUUUAAGAUGUCUGCCUUCUUUUUAAAAAGUGAUGUGAAGAACAUUCGUGAAAUUUUAAAAUGUCCACUGUAUUAAAAACAAAUUUUUAAAAUGACCACUGUAUUAUAAAAAGGUCACUUAUAAUCUUGUCUAAAGCAUUUGGGAAAAGGUCUAAAAAUAUAUGCAUGGUAUUUUGUUACUAAAAGUUACAAAAUCAGGAAACCAAUUGAAAUUGAAAACCAGCCCAAUUUUUAGAAUUGUCAUGCUUGUGUUUAUAUUUUAGUAUUGGGAGCAAUGAGAUUUGAACACGGUCCUGUACCAAAUUGAAGCAAACGCCUCAGUAAUUUUCCACAAAUUUCCUGAAAAUGUUUUUGAACAGUUGGUCGAUAUUCUGCCUUCUCUCAUUAUGUAGGUUGAUUCUGGUUGUUGCUGUGUAGCCAUGAUGUGACAAUUUUAAAGGUUGAUUUUAUAACAUCUUUGGCAGAUUUUGGUCUCAAAUCUCAGAGUAUUAUAAUUUUUCCCAGGUCACUAUUCUGAUAAUCUUAUUCAGUAACUUUAAGAAGCAAAAGAGGUAAUUGGACUGUAUUUCCCUUUGAACCAAAUUGACCAGACUGAUAGAAUACUAGCAUCAAACCUAACUGCAUACUUUCUUCCUAAACUUACUCAUGUAAAUUGAAGAAGGCAGAUAGAUCAGUGCUAUCACACUUGAGUUACAUUAGUGGGAAUAAAAUAUUAAAAUGAGUUUAUUGAAGUACAACAAAAGGAAAAGUAGCAAAUAUUGUUUAAUAUUAGUACACAUUUGUUCUUCCUUCACAAUUAACAAUACCAAGGUGGAUCAUGGUAGAUAAUUUGCAGAAAAAAAUAGGUUAAUCUUUUUACCUUUUACUCUGUCAAUUACACCAGUUUGCAGCUGAAGAUAUUCAUAGGAAUUAUUGAUCCUUCAGUUUUUUUCAACACAUUAAAUGGUAGAAACAGUGCUGGAAUUGCAGACUCCUUGAUUAUGAAUAACACAUUAUGUUGGUUAAAAGUCACGGUGUUUGAACUGGGGUAAGGUGGGGGUUGGACCAGUUUGCUUUGUGGUUUUGUCUUGAGAUUUUGGCCUUUGUUUUAAUAAUAUGGCUAAGUAGCUAAUAUAUCCCAGAAUAAAAAUGCUAUUUUGACUUUUUUAUGGUUUCAAGUAGAAAUGAACAGAAACAAAUGCUUCAAUGUACACUUUUGAUUGUGGCUGGAGUCAUUUAGAUUUUAAAACAUGUCAGCAGAGUAGAAAACACUGGCAAAAACAUUUAAAAUAACUUAAAACACUGAUUCAAACAUAUUACAACUGGCAUUGAUUACAUGUAAGUGGAACAACACUAUUGUCUGUAUAUGUGUGUAAUAUAUUUUAUAUAUAUAUAUAUAUACUUCAAAUGUGCAAACUAAAUUAUCAAUAUAUUAGAUACAUUCUGACUUGAAUAAAUUGCAAGUUAAUUUCUAACUCUUUGCUUGAAGGAAUUGCAGAAAAAUUAAUAUUGUUAAAAUAUGUAAUUAUUUACCAUAGUUCUUAAAGUCUUAAUUCUGAGUCUUUAAUAUGGACACUUGCUGUAUUGUAUAAAUGAUAGGGAACCUGCUAGCUGAAAUAUAUGCAUCAACAAUGGUAAAUACAGUAGGAUUUAUAUAUUUACACUAUUUUCUUAAGUCAUCUUCAUUACUUUUAUAGCUGUAGUCUAUUUUGAUGCAACUGUACUUUUUUAAUGUACAAAAAAUGAUUUGCUCAUGUUUGCUUUCCUGUGUUUUACUAUUCUUUCUGUAAUAUCUAUUUCUUUUGACGGCUAGCCAACUCAAUAAAGAGCACUAAGUUUGCCCAGGGCUACCAGCCCUGUUCCCAUUGACAGUACCUCUUUCCUCUUUUAGAUCCCAUUGCAUGUGGCACCAUGAUGCCUGAACACUGGAUGCAUCAAUGGUAUUCCCAGCUAAUGGGGCUACUUCUGGCUGCCAACAUUGCUGCUGACGUUGCUCCUGGCAAACAUAUACUGGUGAAGGCAUGCAGAGGGGCUGAUCAAUCUGGAGGAGGCUAUGCAUGAAAAAGAUAGGCAAUUUCUUACUUGGAAUGAGUGGACAAGAUUACAGAGGCUGAGUACAAGUAUGAGUCCAUUCAUCUAAGUGAGGAAAACAAUCUGCAUUAAAAGUCCAAAUGUACCAUUCAGUGAAAGCUACAGCACGGGUACAAAACUGAUUAAGAAUAAUGGUACGGGCAGCAUGGUAGCGUAAUAUUUAACAUUUCACAACCACCAAUCGGUUUGAUUUCUGCUGCUGUCUGUAAAACGUUCUUCCCAUAACUGCAUGGGUUGUUUUCCAGGUGCUCUAGUUUUCUCCCACAUUCCAAAGAUGUAUGUUAGGUUGAGGUUGGUAAGUUGUGGUGUCACUUGCAGGCUGCCCCCAGCAAAAUCCUUGCUGGUUUGAUUUGACACAAAUGACGCAUUUCACUGGAUGUUUUGAUGUACAUGUGACAAAUAAAGCUAAUCUCUGUA